AUGGGCUGCAACCAGAGUACCGAAGGUGGAAGUGCUGGCAGGGAGUCGAAGGCAAACGUCGAUGAACAAACCUACAUGUUCCUUUGCAAAGUGAAGCUGCUGAAGCGGUUGCCCCAGGACGAGCUUCCGGCCCUCGCGAAGUCGGCGACGGAAGUGGAGUUCAAGCCCGGUCAGAGCAUCAUCAAGCAGGGCGAGGAGGGCAAUGAGUUCUUCAUGAUCAAGAAGGGCACGGCUGAUGUGGAGAUCAACGGAAAGAAGGUCGCUGGGUUGAAAGCCGGCGAUUACUUCGGCGAGAACGCGCUCUUGCGGAACGAGCCGCGCAACGCGACCAUCAAGGCCAACUCCCAGGUGGUCACUCUGAAAAUCACGAGGCAAACGUUUUCCAGUCUAGGCUUGCAGGACAAGUUGGAGUUCCCCAAGCGCGGCGCCGUUGGUGGCGGAGUCGCGGUCCAGGCCGAGAUCAAACCGCCGAGCCAGAAGUCCACUGAUGACGUUGAGCUCAUCAAGAAGGCGCUGCAGGACAACACCAACCUCAACACGAUUGCAAACCUUGACGAGGCCCGAAUAAAAGCGAUGUCCGACGUCAUGUGGAAGGAGCCCGUAGCCAAGGGCACCGCCAUCAUCAAGCAAAACGAUUUGCAGGCAGACUACUUCUACAUCGUGAAGUCAGGAAGCUUUUCCAUCAGCAAGGCGGAGGACGUCAAAGAGGGUCAAAGUGUGGAGUCCGCUGCUGCUGCACAACUGGGGACAGUGGAGGCCGGAGGCAGCUUCGGUGAGCUUGCUUUGCUCUACUUCGCGCCCCGGGCUGCAACAAUCACGGCGAACGUCGACUCCGAGGUUUUCGUGACGGCACGCCAACAGUUCAAAGAAAUUCUUCUGCGCGCGAACGAGGCCGAAACCAAGCAGAACUUGGACUAUGUGGGCCGUUGCGAGGUGUUCUCACAGGCACUGAAGGAUACCGAGAAGAAGGAGCUGGCAGCAGCCAUGCAUGAAAUGACCUUCAGCAAGGACGAGACCAUCUUCGAGCAAGGGGAAACAGGCACGCAAUUCUUCCUCCUGGUCGAGGGAUCCGUGGUUGUCUUGAAAGACGGCAAGGACAUUGCCAGCUUGCGAGCCACUCCCGAGAAAGCGCCCUACUUCGGAGAGAAGGCACUUGAGAACCGAGAACCACGCGGGGCGACAAUCAAGGUCACGUCAAACCGAGCCAGGACGCUUUGGGUGGACAAGGAGACCUUCGAGGUCCUCCUGGGCUCGCUCUCGGAGCUCAUCAAGCGCGGAAAAGACGGUGACACCGUGGUGGCCAAGUCAGUGGCACCCACUGCCGCAUCCGAUGCCAAGCGCUUUGGGGUCAUCAAGUUCAAGGAUCUGAAGAAGCACGGCUUGUUGGGCUGCGGUGGCUUCGGAGCGGUGGAACUGGUUGAAGAGACCAAGACCGGCAACAUGUUCGCCCUGAAGGCCCUCAGCAAGGGAUACGUUGUCAAAAGUGGCAUGCAAGCGAGUGUCAUGAGCGAGAAGAACGUGCAGCUGAUGUGCGAUUCCGCGUUUAUCGUCAAACUCCACGAAACUUACAACUCGCCGGAGCAUCUGUACUUCCUCCUUGAGCUGGCACUCGGUGGUGAGCUCUAUGCUACCUACAACAAGAGGAACAUGUGGGGCAACGAGGCCUGUGCAAAGUUCUACGUGGCCGGAACCGUGCUUGCCUUUGAACAUUUGCAUGGCAAGAAGAUCGUCUUCCGAGAUCUGAAGCCCGAAAACCUGCUAUUGACCGAAGAGGGCAGGGUGAAACUGACGGACAUGGGUCUGGCAAAAGUGAUUUUCGGAAAGACGUACACGACCUGCGGCACACCAGACUACUUUGCGCCGGAGCUCAUUGCAUCCAAAGGACACACUCACGCUGUGGAUUGGUGGACCCUGGGAAUCCUCGCCUUCGAGCUGAUGUCAGGACAUCCACCAUUCGAGUCCGCCACACCCAUGCAGAUUUAUGCGAAGGUCCAGAAGGGCAUCAAUGCAGUCGUGUUCCCAAAGAAGCUCAAGGGAGAUGUGGAGGCGUUGGUCAAGGGUCUGUGCAACAGCAAUCCGACGGAGCGACUGGCAAUGAAGAAAGGAGGCAUUCAGAACAUUAAGACGCAGAAGUGGUUUACGGGCUUUGCGUGGAGCGAUAUGGAAAGUCUGUCGAUGAAGCCUCCGUACGUGCCAACCGUGAAGAGCAAGAAAGACAUGAAGAACUUCAGUGCCAACAAGGAGGACAUGCCCCCACAGAUUCCAUACAAGGACCCCAAGACCGGAUGGGACAAAGAUUUUGCCACCAGCGAGUGA
Molecule: messenger RNA, 2316 nt
Organism: Symbiodinium necroappetens
Lineage: Eukaryota; Dinophyceae; Suessiales; Symbiodiniaceae
Source: the annotation of a GenBank genome assembly